This is a messenger RNA of Rotaria socialis, 1621 nucleotides long. NCBI's taxonomy places the organism in Eukaryota, Metazoa, Rotifera, Eurotatoria, Philodinida, Philodinidae. The record is from the annotation of a GenBank genome assembly.
GCGAAAAAUAUACGACACAUUUUUUUCAUUCUAAGUGCGACACAAAAAUUUACGACACAUUUUUUAGGGGAGACUUGAGCCGCCCCUAGCCUAAUGGCUCCGUCGCCUAUGUCAUCAUCAUCAUCAAUCAGUUUUACUUCAAGUUCAGGUUCAUCAACACAAAUGACUUUAAAUUAAAUGGGAUUUAUUAAUUGCGCCAAACUCGAUGAGAAUGACAUCAUCAGAGUAAAAGAUUUAUCAGUUGAAUGAGCCUGUGGUGCGAUAAGACCAUUUAGUUUAUUAGAUGACUCUGGUUUUCGAAAUCUAGCUGAAGAAUGUGUUCGGUUAGGUAAGAAAGCAUAAUAAUACAUAGUAUGUAAUAUUAUUUUCUUAAUCAGGUUCUGUUUAUGGUACAUUUGAUGUCAAUGGAGUAUUGCGUGGUGAAAAAACCAUAUCACGACAUGUGAUUUCGGUUGCUGAUGCUGCACGUGCACAAGUACUUCAUAACUGUUUAAGUUUUUAUGGAGUGAACUCAUUGGCCGAUGUUAAUAUAGUAUGUGAUCGUGGAAGUAAUUUUGUUUGCGCUUUUAAAGAGUUCAAGCCGAUUUUCUGUUGUGGACAUCGACUGAAUAAUAUUGUUAAAUUAGCCGUUUUCCAAAAUAAUAAUAAUAAUAAAAGAAAAGCUGGUGGUGUGUCUGUUAAUCUGGCAAAUAUACCCGAUAAGAAUUCAUCAACAAUAACUUCUGAAGAUAAUAAAGGUGAUAAUCAUAAGUCUUCAAGUGAAGACAGUGCAUCAUCAUCUGAUGAUGAAGAUUUUGGCAAUGAAUUAGCAUUAACUGUUGUAAAAAGAAAAAGAACUUUUGAUAAAACGGCUAUUUUACCAAAAAAUGAGAUGCUGGUUUGUCAUAUGGACAUAACCAUUGAUCGAAUUCCACCAGCAGCUAAGCAUAUUCUCGAUGUUUUAAAUAAAUGCAAAAAUAUUGUCAAAUACGUGAAAAAGGCAGGUAUUAACAAUGAUAUCCAAGAAGAAGGUGGUGUUACAUUGCAUCAAUCGUGUAUCGUCAGGUGGUUAUCUAUGUCAAAUCUGCUAGAGAGCAUUUUAAAAUCCUUCAAAAUAACAAAAAGAUUGUUAAUUGCUAGAAAUAAACAAUCAUUGACAAUUGAUUUAGAUAAAAUAACAAUUAAACAGCUCGUACUCGUUUUGAAACCAUUAAAACAUGUUAUGACAGUAUUCCAAACAGGAAACCUUCCAUCUUUACAUUUGGUUUUAUUGUGCAAGUUACGAUUGAAAAUAUCUUUGUCAUCUUAUAAAUCAUUAUUUGAAUACGUAAAUACUUAUUGCAACCCAGAUAAAAUCGAUGAAAAUGAAGAUGAAAUCGAAGAAAGUGACGAUUAUGAAUCAGAAGGCAUCAAACGGUUUCGAGAGCGUUUGUUCAAUUUGAUUGAUGAAUUAUUGGUUCUUGACGAUCGUCAUUAUUGUGCAACUAUGCUGCACCCUAAAUAUCGUUUUGUAAAAAGCUGUACAGCACAAGAACGUUCUCAAUGUCAUCAAUACGUUCGUAAAGAAUUAAUGGUUUUACAUGAUGAGUAUUUAGCAACGAAUACAUAUGAAAAUCCACCUGAACUAAAUCAAAAAAAUUAA